Molecule: messenger RNA, 1418 nt
Organism: Mollisia scopiformis
Lineage: Eukaryota; Fungi; Ascomycota; Leotiomycetes; Helotiales; Mollisiaceae
Product: phytanoyl-CoA dioxygenase
Exons: 2
Coding region: 270-1289 (339 amino acids)
Source: RefSeq, a predicted model, not a curated record
CAGUAAACAUAUGUGAGAUCUAUGUUCUAGGCUCGUUCAGGGCAUUCAAUCCCGACAACGGGACUCCGAAAAGAAGGUCAAGUGGCAUCGUAGUUUGCGGCACGGUCAGGUGGCUACCCGAGCCAUAGCGAAGGAUUGGUGGUAUCGUCGUGCUAACAUCUGUUUACAAAGGUUGAAGUCCGCCACCGCAAGAGAUACAAAAACUGCUCUCAGAAGUUCAGUAACUUCUUUGGAACACAUGUGCCCUGAAUAAAUACAUCAUCCUCAAUAUGUCGGCGACGCAAACACUUACAACUAAAGCGGAAGAUCCGGGUAUCGUUUCCCAUUACAAAGACGCCGCCUCAAUGAAGUAUGGGGACUGGAGAGACGAUUUCUACAAGAAUGGAUAUGCCGUCAUCAAAAAUGCGAUCACUCCGGAAAAGGCGAAGUCCUAUCAAGACCGAGCAUUGGAUUGGGUACAAUCUUUCGAUCUGGGCCUUGACUUGAAGGAUUCCACCACUUGGACGGAGGCGCAUUUACCAAAGAGCUUCAAGAACAUGUACCAUUACUAUUGCGCCGGCCAUGAAAAAUUUCUUUGGGAUGCAAGGACGGAGCCAGGCAUACUCAAGAUUUACGAAGACCUAUGGGGCACAAAGGAGCUUGUGGUUUCCUUCGAUGGCUUCAACAUUGGUCUUCCCAAGCGUACUGAUAUCCAAAAGAUGCCCUGGCCUCACUGCGACCAAGCGCCCACCCGCAAAGGUCUCGCAUGCGCACAAGGAUUCCUGAAUCUCGCUCCAUCUGGCCCAAAGGACGGCGGCCUGAUGCUCAUGGAAGGUUCGGCUCCACUCUUCGAAGAGUUUUUCAGCGAGCCUCGAGAAAUGUUUAGGCCACCGGGCGGGCGAGGUCCACCAAAGGACUUCGUCGACCUGUUCCUUUUCAAACAAGAGCAUCUUGACUGGUUUCGCGAGCGUGGUUGUGAGCUCAUGCAAGUUGACUGUGGACCUGGAGACUUUGUUAUCUGGGAUUCGAGGACAAUGCAUUAUGCCUCAUUCCCAGAAGGAGAAGAAAUCAGGACAGUGUUUUAUAUUUGUUAUACGCCGAGGGCAUUUGGCACUCAGGAGGAUAUGGACUUGAAGGCAAGGCUCUUCGAGACAUACAGGGGAACGACUCAUUGGCCACAUUGCAACAUUCGGGCGUCGGAGAGAUCCAUGGUAGAUGGGAAAGUGGAUCCGAUGGAGAGAGAUGAGCCCUUAGAGAAACCUGAAAGGACUGACUUGGUCCUGAAGCUGGCAGCUGUGAAAGCGUGGUAGGCGAUAAUUUUCAGCCGUUGGUACCUUCGGAGCUAUGUAGCUUUGUUCAAUGAUAAGGAAAUUUUUACAUACUUUUGACAUUCAAUUAAAACUUGCGAGCUGGCAAGUCGAGUAAAGAGAAGACACUCA